Molecule: messenger RNA, 16031 nt
Organism: Protopterus annectens (West African lungfish)
Lineage: Eukaryota; Metazoa; Chordata; Ceratodontiformes; Protopteridae
Gene: TBC1D16
Product: TBC1 domain family member 16
Exons: 18
Coding region: 987-3359 (790 amino acids)
Biological process (GO): activation of GTPase activity
Cellular component (GO): early endosome
Molecular function (GO): GTPase activator activity
Source: RefSeq, a predicted model, not a curated record
GCACUAUUUUAAAUACUGUCCUUAUUUUCCGGCCUUUGUCCCCCUAUUAUUUGUGACUUUUCUUCAUCUAAGAGGUUGAGAAGCAUGGGGAGAAAAGAAAUCCAAGGACUGAGUUAAACUGUUGAACAGGGCGGAUUUUUCCUUUAAUAUAACCACUUGGCACCUUUGUGCUGAAGCCCUGGCUGAAGAGAGUUUCUGCAAAUAAAAAAUGCCUUAACAAAAUUUAACUGCUAGUGCUGUAGGACAGCAACAACACUAAGCAGCAGUAUAACAGUUUCCAAGACCCCCCAGAAACGGUGAUUCUUAAGGACAGUCCUACGGCUUUACUGUAAAUAAGAAACUUGAUCCUGGUAGCAUAAUUGUUUUCCUCUUUUUAGUAUCCUGUCAAAUGGCUGCAGAUCGCAGGCGAGUGAAUACUAGUAAAUAUAUGCACGAUUCAAUGUACCAUCGUUUAUAAAGAGUUUAAAACAAUCGAAGAAAUUCCGUCCGAGUUGCUUCCCCGGCGUAAACAAAGACAUUUUGAUAAGAAUAUUCGACGAAGUCCUGGUGUAUUGCUUGCAGAGUGUUUCUGAUUUCCUAUUCAAACCAUUGCUCCUGGCACAAGGACAUAUCCUAAUUUCAUCGUAAGGUAAUUGUAUGGAAUCAGUAAGAUUCUCAUGCCUGUGUUUAUGUCUGGUGUUAAUGAUAAACGUCACACGUAGUAAACAGCCAACAUUAACUUCAAAACACCCACUGGCUUUUAGUAAAAUUAGUAGUUUGGGAGUGUAGUCAAGGAAGUAGUGAAGCGGAGGCCGGAAGUGGGAAGAAGGGAGGACUGAAGCACAUUUAAACGGCAAAGUAUGCAGAUAAUUGGAAUAUCACGCUGUUAUUGCAGUAAAGGACAUGGGUGGAGAGAAAAUAAAAGAUGGUCAUAGUAUGACUUGGUUUUUUAAUAUUAUCUUAGCACUGAAGUGAAGUAUUCAGAUAAUGGAAGAUCAUUCUCCGCAAUGUCUCUGGGACGGCUCUUGCGACGUGCCUCCUCCAAGGCCUCUGACUUCCUGACCCUUAACUCCAGUGGUGGAUCACCUUCUGCACUAGAUGGAGAGAUUAUUUACUCCAAAAACAAUGUCUGCGUCCACCCAACAGAUCAACUGCAGGGUCUUGGGGAGCAUCACCCAGGUUACCUCUGCAUACACAUGGAAAAGGAUGAGAUGCUUGGGACAACCCUUACUCUUACUUGGGUUCCAAACUCUCGUAUCCAGAGACAGGAUGAAGAAGCCCUACGCUACAUUACUCCUGAGAGCUCCCCUGUGCGCAAGGCUCCCAGAAGGAGGUCACGGUAUUCACAAGGUUCUGGUUCCCUUCAUUUUAGCUCCCACAGUGAAAAGAAACAAACGGUGACCUUGCAAGAUGAUGAAAUGCACAUUUCUUCUCCAUGUGUGACUAAUGCAAACCAUGGUGAAAAUUCACUGGAUGAUCAGUUAAAAACAUUACCACAGUCUUUGACACUUGACAGUAUACAGAACAAUUCAAUGCCCACUCAAAGUGACUCAGGAAUUUUAUCGACAAUCACUUCUCAGGAAGAGCAUAGUGAGUCUGAGACAUUGUCCACUGAGAAAGGAAAAGAAUGCCACUCUAGAACAGAGCAGAGUGAAGUCGAAGAUGAAGGGUCAUAUGACUUGUCUGCUGAUGAUGUCAGCAGGGAUAGCACCUUUGGAUCUGAUUCUGAUACAUUUUCAUCUCCGUUUUGUCUGUCUCCCAUCAGUGAAGCCCUUGCAGAAAGCAGCAGCUCUGUGUUUUUAGAUAAUGAAAGCAGAGAUUUUUGUGAAGAUAAGUUAAUGCAUUCUGCAAACCAAGUUAGCAAGCAUACUUUGCAGCUGAAUUUAGGACUGCGAACACCCUCACAAUUACACAACACUGGUUGGACAGAGAGAAGAAAAUUCUCCACUUUGGAUCAUAUGUAUGGAGUUUUUACAGUUGAGUUAGGAUGCAUAUAUAACUUGCCUGUUUUUAUUACUUUUAGUGAUGAAGCUUGCACGUGUGGGCAGUUGGUCAUUGCCAGUAGAGAAAGUCAGUAUAAGAUCUUCCAUUUUCACCAUGGUGGCCUAGAUAAACUUGCAGAAGUGUUUCAGCAGUGGAAGUACUGUACAGAGACUCACCUGAAAGAUCAGGUUUCUGAUGAGAAGACAUGCAUGCAUUUUUCAAUCCGACGUCCCAACCUGCCGUCUACAGAGACCCACCCAGAGGAGAACAUGCACAAGCGCCUGAAUGUUACCAUCUGGCUGAAUCACCUGAAUGAAAGUGGACAGGUUGAAGAGGAGUACAAACUACGCAAAGCUAUCUUUUUUGGAGGGAUAGAUGUUUCAAUCCGAGGAGAAGUGUGGCCUUUCUUACUCCACUACUACAGCUGGGACUCCACUUCUGAGGAUAGAGAAAACUUGAGAAUGAUGAAGAAGAAACAGUAUCAAGACAUCCAACAGAAGAGGUUAUCCAUGAGUCCAGCAGAACAGAAGGAAUUCUGGCGGAAUGUGCAGUUUACAGUUGAUAAAGAUGUAGUGCGAACAGAUCGUAGCAAUCAGUUCUUCAAAGGAGAGGACAAUCCAAAUGUUGAGGCCAUGAGGAGGAUCCUACUUAAUUAUGCUGUGUAUAAUCCUGAGAUGGGUUACUGCCAGGGAAUGUCCGAUCUUGUGGCUCCCAUACUAACAGAAGUCCAGGAUGAGUCUGACACUUUCUGGUGCUUUGUGGGACUUAUGCAGAACACUAUUUUUAACAGUUCACCCCGAGAUGAUGAUAUGGAAAAACAGCUUAUGUACCUGAGAGAACUACUGCGCCUGAUGCACCCCAGGUUUUACCAGCAUCUUGUAUCUCUUGGAGAAGAUGGAAUGCAGAUGUUGUUCUGUCAUCGCUGGAUCCUGCUUUGCUUUAAACGCGAGUUUCCAGAUGCAGAAGCAUUACGCAUCUGGGAAGCAUGCUGGGCACACUAUCAGACUGACUAUUUUCACCUCUUCAUCUGUGUGGCAAUCAUUGUUAUCUAUGGAGAUGAUGUAGUCGACCAGCUGCUGGCCAAUGAUCAGAUGCUGCUGCAUUUCAGUAACUUGACUAUGCACAUGAAUGGGGAGUUGGUACUCAGGAAGGCCAGGAGCUUGCUUUACCAAUUUCGACUUCUGACCCGGAUUCCAUGCAGCUUGCAUGAACUCUGCAGAUUGUGUGGCACUGGAAUGUGGGACAGUGGUUACAUGCCAGCAGUUGAGUGCACAGGAAACCAUCCUGACCUGGAGAGCUGCCCCUUUGGAGGAACUGUUGAAGUGUCAUCUCCAAAUCUAGGCACUGAGGCCAAAAGGGGCAUAAAAACAAGAGAUGUUUUCAACUUCCGAAAGUAAUCCUUCAGCAUACAGCAACAAGUUGGAAGAAGUGCAUAGUUAAUAUGUUGAUGUUAAACAGGUUUGAUAAAAAGCCCUGAAGUAUGACUGAGAAGGUGAGUCACCAGUGGAAGAAAAUAUAAGUGCAAAUACAGGGACAUCAAAUAAUUAGAAGGGUUACAAAAUGGUACAAAUGAAAAAUUGUAUUUUGAGAAGAGCAAGAAUACAGCACAAACACUUAUAAAGCAGAAGUUAAAUGAAGGAACCCAUAUUUACAUUAAUGGAACAGACAUUGAAAUCUGAAGCCUUUUUGAAGCCAGUAAAUUUGAAGUCAUAGAAUGAACUAUUGGGCUUUUUUUUUUGCUCUAUUACACCUUCGUGGAGCUGGGAAGUACGAGAUGAAGAUGGUAUAAUGAAGUAUAAAUGAAAAAAGAGCACAGAAACAUUUGUCUUCAACUGUUUUUUCUGGGAUACUCUCAAUUCAUUCAGAAUAUAUUUCCAUAACUAUAUGCAUCUGUCAGCUUUUAUUUGAAAUAACAACAAUACUGAUAUUAUUGGAUCCACCCCUCUCCAGGCUUCAAGGUGAAGCAAAAGUGUCUGUUACUUGCAGAUUAUUCACUUAUGUGGUAUUUUUUUCCUCUUAAUUGACUCUUCUGUAUUUGGGUAGACAGAUGUGUGUAUAUGCGUAGAACUCCAAAUAACUAAAUAAUUACAGGUGCUGGUGGGUGUUUUAUUUUUUCUAAUUUUGUAUUAAGUUAUGGGAGAAGUAUACAGGAACUUGGUUCCACCUCAUAAAUAAAUGCUGCAUUUCUGUUCCUGUGCCUUCUUGAGCCCAGCCAGCACCUUUUCCUUUGGUAAAGGAACUUGUUUGUUCUGCCAGGUAUGACAUACAGAUAACGAUUCCCAUAGCAGGUGUAUUAUCAAUGUGGUAUGAUCCUGUUAUGGGACAAAUGCAGCUGAAGGAAAAAAACUUGGCUGACAUUUUUGUGCUCAGUAUUAGAUUGUUGAAAAGACUGAUCAAGUUCCUGUCAGUAAUGCAGUACUAUAUUAUGCAGAACUUUGAAAACAUUUGUCACUGUUCACAAAUUCUAUGCUGUUUUUGUACGUCUUAACUGAUACCAACUAUGCCAGGAAAUGCUUUACAUCUUUAAUGAGGCUUAUGUGACACUAUUGGCAUCUAUGACAGGAAUAAUUUAAAUUCUUUUUCCAGUACCAGCUGCAGAGUUGCACCUAUUCAAAACUGUUUUAUUUUCAGCAUAAAAACUAAAGAUUUGAUGUUGCUAAACACUUACUGAGGAAUACAGAGGAUUGAUGCCACAGGUGAUAGCAUCACUUGGUAUGCAACACCUUUAGUGCAUUUACUCACCUGGAUGAAUCUAGCUGUUUCCUGUCAAGUUCAGAAUUUAUGUGGUCAGCUACUAAAUCUUUUCUAGGUUAAGGUCACCUUCCACAUGCCCAGACAGUCGACAACUUAAGCAGAGUUGGAGAAAAUCAGCAGUGUGGACCCCAAGCACUUCAGAGCUUUCCUGCUGCUGAAGAGUGAUCCUCUUGUAAGCUUUCAGGUGUUGACAGUCAACUAACAUUUCCCCAUUACUAGGCAGAAGUUCCUUUCAAAGAUAAAACCUUCUACAGUUAAUUUUGUAACGCAUACAGUACUUUUUCAAUUUAAACUGUUUGAUUAUAUUAGGAAUUAACGUUUUUUAGAUGUUGUGUGACUUUUCUGUCUAGUUGAAAAGCAGUGGUUUUAUUACUUUCAGUGUAAACAUUGUUUUUCCUAGCAUCUAAUAACUGUAAAUGAGAGAAGUUUAUGGGGCAAGUCUAAGUUGUGCAUGUUGUUAAGGUGAAAACACUAGUUUUUCAUACUUACCUUUUACCCAGGUUUCAAGCUUUCUGAAAUAACUUUAGUUCCUUGGAUCUUCUGUACUCUGGCCAAAAGAAGAAACUUUCCAGACAGCCUUUGCCCCUUCAGCAGACUACUACUUUUCCUCAACUGCAGAUGGAUGACAAUGUUGUGGCCAUUUCUGAUUCCUCAGAACACUUAUUUUCUUCCUUGUUUUAUUCUGGUGUAGUCCCUUUUAGAUACUAUGAACCAGGGGUUAGACACAUCCUCUGCAACUGUUGGGGUGUCUUUGGCAGACAUGGGUGAACCAAAGUUAUUGAUCUCAGAGGAAGUAGUGGGGAAUGUUUCUCUGUUUAGCUGGACUGGCAUGUCUCUUCCCUGGGUGAUGUCCCUGACAGGAGCGAGUCUGCUUCUAUGCAGAUUCAUGUCAAAAAGAAGCAGAAGGGUAAACAUUUUCUUGUGUCUGUUGCCAUAAACAGAUGAUUUAUUGGACCUAGCUCAAGGCUUAACUCAGGCUGUUAAUCCUAAUUUUGAAUUUACUGAUAAGAGAAAAAAAUAAUUCUUCCUUUUUCUGAAGAUUUUCAUUAUGAUGAAUAUGGAAAUGAUUUUGAGGGAACAACUUCUGUUUUUUUUUUCUUCUUCUCAGGAAGCUGAUUCUGAUAUUGAGGAGAGUAUUUCAUCUUAUUGUCCCUUGGAAAUUUUUUUUCUUUUUUUAAAACCAUUUUUAGAAUGAGCCCAUUGUUUCAGUGGGUAUAUAAUGACAUUCCAGUUUGUAUGAAAAAAGUAUUAUGAUUUAUUACAAUUGAAAUUUCCUAAACUUAUUCCUGUUCCUUUUGUUCUUCCAGCUUUGGAGGAUGUUUUAUUUACAGCUUGCAGCCCCUAAGAAGGCAGACAGAUUGUAUAAAGUUCCUCAGUCCUACAAAUUUUAAUUUUCUAAUCUCAGAGCUGACCCUGCAGUGAUUUCAUUGACAAAGCUUUCUACAGCUAAACAUUUAGUAAAUGCUAAUCAACCCCCCUCUGACAAGGAUAGGAAAGUUUUUGAUAGAUUUGGGGAGAAAAGUGUAUUCCCCUGACACUCUUAUUUUUAGAAUUCGUAAUUGGCAGGCUCACAUGUUAAAGCUUUUGCUUGCUUCUUUUAAUAAUACAAUGAAUAUUGUCUCUUUUCCUUUGUCUGAGGGCAAAUAUUCUUUGAAUACUCAUUGCUUCUGUAUCUCAAGUAGUCAAAUAUUCUUUAAAGUGUUCUUAUUACUCAGCUGAUGUCUUUUCCAGAGCAGCAGCUACUGGGUCUGUUAUGAAAAGUUUUGCAUGAUUACCUUCUCAGAAUUUGCCUGAAGAGGUUAACACUGAAACUGUGAAUUGUCUCCUUGAUGGGGAGGUUGUAUUUGGACCAUCUGCUGAUGUGUUCUUGAAAAGGUGUGAUGAAAGAGCGAAAUUGAUUCAAGGUGUACUCAUAUUUUCAACCUUCCUUUAUCCAAAUUUGUUGGAUUUUGUUCUUAAUUCAAGACAUUUUAUAACGAUGGAAAUAAGCAGACUCAGCAAACGUCUGGCAAGCAGAUGUUCAAAGAAAGAGGCAAGGAGGCUCCAGGAAGAAGGUGUGUGUGGAGAGGGGCUCCCAGAAACCAGGAGUCCAGCAAGCCUAAAUGACUAUCUACUAACCCCCCCCCCUCCACAAUCCUUUAAGUCUUCCCCCAAAUCUGGCUCUAUUCUUCCCUAUCUUUGGCAGCAGAUAAUCUCAACAGGGAUAACAGGUGGCAGUGGAAGUCUCUUCCUCCAUUUCAGGGCAUUUCUCUUCAUCCUACAGAUCAAACUUCCUUUUUCCCUUCUGUCAUUCGGCAUCUGCUGACUUGAGCGUGAUAGGACCUGUUCUAUUUUCCUUGACAGGGAAAAGUUUUUAUUCAGGAAUCUUUCUAGUACCAAUGAAAGAAGCCUCAUGGAGACCAGUCCUAGAUCUUUCCUUUCUCAAUCAGUUUGUUUUAAAGUCCAACGUUCAAAAUGCUACCCCUUCACAAUCUGUUGCCUCUUAGUCACCCUUUCAGUGUUUUUGUAACUCUGGAUUUAAAAGAUGUUUAUCAUAACAUUCAUAUAGCCUCAGAUUUCAAGUUUGUUUUAAGUUUUCUGUGUCUGGAUUACACUUUUCAGUUCUCUGCAUUACCCUUUGGUUAUUCACUGUUCCAAGAAUGUUCAUAAAAUGUCUAGCACCAAGUAAUAGCCUAUUGCAGACUUCAAGGUAUUCACAUUUCCUGUUUAGAUGAUAUGGUUGUCUUUGCAGAAUAUUUUUAAGUAUUAUUACUCUCUGACUUGGGUAAGAGAUGAUCUUUGCAGACUGGGUUUCCAGGAGAAUGUUCAAAAGUGUUCCUCCCACAGGACUGAAUUCCUGGGGUGCCCCUAGGCACUUCACUUCAAAGAUAUUUUCUUCCACAUGAAAAUGUAGAUUUAUAUCUAGAUCUAUUCUCGAGUUUUUCCACUAAGUCUAAGACUUCAGCAUGGAAAAUUUCUCAGAAUACUAGAUUUUAGCAUCUAUGACUGUUAUGACUCCUGUAGCCAGACUCCACACAAGAAAGAUUCAUUGAUAUCUAAAGUCUGUGUGAUCCCAGCAUCAAUACUCCAACAUUUUAAUUUUCAGUUUUGGCAUUUGUAAAAAAAGGAACUGCUUUGGUGGAGCAACCAGUUUUGUCUGAAUCUAGGUCUGUCUUCCUCCUUUCCAGCUCCAAUACUGUUUGUAAAAACAGAUGCCUCAGACUUUGUUUGGGGGCCUGUGUUUUGGGAAGUAAAAGUGCAGGGUUUUUGGAACAAAAAGGACAGACCAAAACACACAAACUUAAGUGAUGUGUGUUAUAAUGCACUCAGUUCUCUCAUUCAUUUGUGGUCCCCAGGACCUCUGCAAAUGAUUGCGGACAACACCACAGUUACGUGGUACAUAAAUAAAGCAGGGACUUCCAGAUCUUACUCUGCUUGUGGAUUAGCUAUUGUAGACUUGGAUAUAGCAAUUCAGCAAGUCUGUCUACAGGUGUCUUACAUUCUGUCACAGCAAAACAUUGUGGCAAACAAGCUGAGCAAGACUGGGACAGACCCUCACAAAUAGAAAUUGAAUUAGGGGGUCUUCCAGUAUUUGAUCGAGCUGUGGGGAACUCCUUAGAUAGAUCUGUUUGCCUCCAUUCACAACAAACUGGCAAACUUGUGCUCCAGGAUCCCUUGCAAGCAGACCUGGAAAACAGAGGCAUCCUCUUUUCCUUGGAAGGAAAUGUUCCUCUUUGCUUUUCUACUGAUAUUCAUGGUCAUUCUAAAGAUUCUGAAGGACUCGCCAAAGACCAUUGUGCAACUCUCUUCUGGCCCUGGCAACACUAGGUCUUCCUUCUUCUAGAACUGGCCACAGGAAAUUAUCACAAAUGUCCUCAUAGACUGGACCUACUCAGACAAGACAUUUGUUUUUUGACACACAUCACCUUGAAACAACUUCAGCUAACUACCUGAAUGAUAGAGUGUUGAUUUUGUUAUAAGCAUCUGUUUUCUGAGGACAAGCAGCUGAUAUUACAGAAGACAAAGAAACUUGCUACUAGGAAAUUGCAUAUUAGCGAAUGGAAAAUAUUUUCUAGUUGGUGCAAAGACAAGAACCAUGACCUUUUUAAGGCUAGUGUUUUCCUGAUUCUACAAUAUUUCCUCCGGCCUUUCUUACUCUGUCAAGAUUCAUUAAUCAGCCAUUCAGCAUAUCUGCCCAUGAGUCUCAUCCGCUUUUGAUGUAUUCCCAAGUCAAGAUGUUUUUGAAAAGUGUUUUGCAUACUUUCCCACCUAGACAACAGGGGGCUCAGUUUGAACCAGCUCACCAGACUGAUCUGAAGUUCUUAACUUGGAAAACAGUGCUACUGAUUGGUCUAACUUCAGUGUGUGACAGCAGCCUUCCAUAUCAUGUUCUGCCAAUUUAAGUACCCCAAAGACAAAAACACAGAAAACCAAUAUAUAGGUCUUAUCUUUUGCUAAAUAAUUUGAUAUUUGAAUAAUAAUAAAAAUUGAUGGAAACAGUUAAUAGUAAUACAUGAAAUGUGGGUUGUAGACCUAAGCUGUCUUCAGCUUUGAUAGUGUUAAAGCCACCAUUUCAUUUCUGUAGGCUUCUUCUCACAGACUAGAGAGAGUUUUUUUCAUUAGCUUCUCCUUCUAUGGGGACAUUACCACUUCCUGCCCUGCACACUCAUAAUUAGGCAUAUGCUUGUAUUCUCUCAGUAGGUGAAUUAUGACCAAUUGGUAUUCUCUGUCUAAAGGUGGUGGCAUCAGUUUGUCAUGGACAUUGAGUAGCUGAACUGACAUCCCAAUAUAGGCAUCUACUUCCCUGACUUUGGCUAGACAGAGGUCAGUUCGUCUUCUUAAAUUGGUGUCAUAGCACUUAACAGUGGUUUGCUACUGACAUAAACACAACUGCCAUCACAUGUUCCGAUUCAGCACGCUUCUCUGAUGUCUCUGAGGCAGAUGUUGGCCUUCCAAGUGGCUGCUUUAUUGAACUUGGUUGUAUUCACUCAACCUUGUCCUUUGCACACAGUUCAAGGUAUAGCCCCAUUCCUGUAUUGUUUUAUAGAUUGGAACCUUUUGCAACCAGGGCCAGUGUUUCACUUGAUCUUGUUCGGUCCCUCCCACCAUCAUUUUUUUCCUGGCAAGUGUCUGGGUGGCAAAGGAUUGUAUUAAAUGGCAAUCUCCUGUGUAGUUUUACCUUUCUAAUUCAGUGGUCUUCCCUCCGUCUGCUGGUGUUUAAGUAAAACAGCUAUUUCCUUCCAAAAGGUCUUCCUUAUCUAGCUUCCUGGUAACAAAGAAUCUGGCAAAAUGCCUGCAGAAAAACUAAGCACAUUCAGCAUUAAUGUUGCAAACAGUUAUAUUUGAAGAUCUAAAGUAAGACAAAUGGGCACCAUCCUCAGAUUCCCUUAUAGAGUUUGAAGUUGAUGCAGAAAAGAGCGGGAUGGUACAGUAAUGCCAUCCCAUCCUGGCAAGGAAGGCUUCAAAGAUCAACAGACUGCCAGAGCAGGACUCCUGGGUGGUGCCACAUGGUGUAGACAUCUUUCACAAUAUUGCCUAUUAGGUAUAGGAACACCCUAGUAACCUUCCAUACCUCCUAAGGAAAAGAGCACAAGGUAUUAUGUUCCCCAUUCUCCCCAGAUUCUAGUUGUUAUUGUUGAUAGAGAUACCCAAGGUGUCAAUGGUGUUUUACAGGUGGCUCUAAAGAAGAACUCUACACCUCUUUAUUCAACCAUUCUCCCUCCAAAUUGAGCAGUGAGCUCUGUAUAGGUUGGGAAAGUUAAAUGAGAGUGUAUUCCACUCUGUAGUGGUGACAAAUUGCAUAAGACAGAUUAUUUUCUUUCAGCAUGACUUAUGGAACAAAUUCCACCAAUCUGUGGAAGGAGUUCAAGGAGAGAGGCUAAGACUCCUGAUUUUCACAGCCCCUACUAUGGACAUCCUGAUGGUCCCUUUUGUCCUGUGGUGCAACAUUUGGGACUGCUACAUUGGAAGGAUUGUCAUACAUCAGCACUCCUAACAUCCACCUUACCCCAUUCUCUGAGGAUCGGAAAGCAUCCUUUAUGGAUUACUCUUUUAAAGGGCCCUACUAUUUGGCCCUAAAAUAGAUAGCUGCCUAAAAUCUAUCAGUGAGUAAGGUUGGUCCUGUUUGCAGCAGUGUGUGUGAGACUUCACACUCCACAGAGUUCUCACUUCCUUGAAUUUGAAGAAGCUAGGGAAGGCCUUAGCGCCACUGGAACCCAUAGUUGGAAACAGAAUGUUUUGAGAAACCAGUAGCCCUUCAGUGCCAGUUUCCAGCAAAAAUGUUGUUUCAAAGGAUGGAGUCCUCAGCAGUUGCAUGGCAGCUACAGAACAGUCCAGGAUAGUCAGUAGCUGUCCCGGUGUCCUGUCCCAUCAAGCUAGAAUGGAGGUGAUCAGAGGUAUAUAUUCACUCUGUGUCUUGGCUUGGUUUGUCCUGACAAGCAAUGUGUGGAUAAGGAAGGAACAAUCCAAACCCUAUCAUGUAAGUUCUGUUCCUUUCCUGAACAUGACCCUCACCUAAAAAGAAAAAAAAUAUAUUUUCUCAAAAUAUGUAAAUGCAUAAACAAGAUAGGGUUACCAGCUAAGGCGUUUAGUCUUUUAAUGCAGCCUCCCUUCAAUCUACUCUAUUUUCCAGAAAACCCUGGAUGUACUGUUUAAAAUGUCAAGGUACUUUCUUGCACUUCAUGAUCAGGAAGCAGUUAAAAAUGAAUCCUAACCUCUGAAAAGGUGCUGACAUUAUUGUUUUAGUAACCAGCCAUUCAUCCUUACAUUAGCCCCAGUGGUAUUCAACAAAUAUGAAAGUUGGAUCUGUGGAAAUAAAGAACAGCAUUUUUCUUAUCUAGGUGACUGUCAUCUAAUAAGUUGACAGCAUAGAUGUUUGUCUUGCACACAGUCUCUGCUUCAAACCUUCUAGUCCCUAGGAAUCACUGCAUAGGUUACAUAGUCUAAUCUAAUGCCAACUUAUCUGAUGAGUUUUAUAUACUGUUCCAUCAGUAUGAAAAUGUUUUGAGCAUUUUUACUCCUUAAGAGAGUUUCAGGCAUAUUAUCUUCACGGUCCAUGUCUUUCAUUAGCAGCACUUAUUUCUUACAAAACUUUUUUUCUGGGCUUGAUGACUUGUCUUUCAUUGCCAGUUUGGUACAGCCUGCAACAUUUCAUUUGAGAGUACUCCAGUGGACUGUUAAAGUUUAGUGGUCUCAGAAAUUGAACAUUUUUAAUGCCCCAGUGUAAGUUUCAGAUCUUACAGAGAACACUUACAGUGGUGAAUGAAUCCCUUAGAAAUUUUGAUUAACUAAACUUCUAUAGAACCCUCUCUCAAACUCAUACCAUAGGUACCUGCUGCUUGGAUUAAUGGGAUACUUUUUAGUAGCCAUAUAUGACACAGGGUGAAGAUGAAGCUGCAUAUAAGUGUACUGAAGAUGAGAGAGAGAGAGUAAUCUCUCACUCCAUGUUUUACCUAGAUCUUUAUUUCCUCAAGGUAACAUCCUGGCUUUUCCAGUUCCAUCAUUUGACAGAUCUGGUAUAUUUUCAGCAAGUGUUGCCCCCGAAUAACAGCUUUCCAGAAUCCUACUACAUAAAAAACACACACAGGCAUAUGGAAUGGCUUUUGAUAUCAGCAUCAGCAACCAAUGCGAGACCAAUUUCAUUCCUCUAUAUCUUUUAUCCUUCAGUGCCUUUUAAGCUGUUUGAUGCAACAAGUCUGUUAUUUUGCUGUCAAAGUCCAUUUGGCAGCAGCUUCAAACUUCCAUGUAGGUAAAGAUUUUCAAGUGUUAGCAGCCCUCAGGAAUCUAUAAGGUCUUUCUGUGGGAUACUUUUCUUCUGUGCCCGUUGGUUAGGAACCCUCUGCCACCUUGAGUUAUCCGUUUCAUGUGAGAGAAACUCACCUGUCCAUUUGAAACUACAGCGUAGGCAGAUAUAACAUUUUUGUCAUAGAAGACCUAAUUCCUAGUAGCAUUAAUUUUUGCCAGGUGAUUCUCAGAGCUUCAGGCUCGGUCUGCUCUUUGUUGAGUAGUUCAUAAAACAAAGUUUCCUUGAGCACUACUCUCUUUUUUUAUACCCAUGUUUGCCACAGAAACAAACUUAAACUGUUCUGUCUCUCUUCUUUCUUUUCUUUUCUCUUGCAUUGUGUAGAUUUGCAUAGCAAGCUCUGGUACUGCAUAUAGUGAAACAGAUCUUUAUGUAGAAUGAUCAUUAAUUGUGUUUAUCUUCUGUUAUAAACUUUGGGCAAAUCUCUGCAGGGUUGUCCUAAAGUAUAUUCGGCCAGAGUUCUCCCUAUGCUCGCUCCCAUCUUGCAUGACAAGUCUGUGACUGCUGUUUAUUUUUUCCUUAACACAUUUGCAAAUCAUUACAAACUGGAUACGACCUGGUCUGUGUCAAGGAAAAUGUUCCAUAAGACAGCCAACUGAGAUCAUUAAAGCCGGUGGCUCUGUCCUGUGUAUUCUUGCAGCCAAAGCUCUUUGAUGUUUACAAUGUCAGAUGUGAGAGAAGAGGUCUAGUUGCAAGGAGAAUCCCUCUCUGUCUGCCUGCAUGUUUUUCCUCAUUUCUUUUUUCUUGGUCCACAGCUAAAUUCUUUGAGACUGUCAGUGUAUUAUGGAAGGGACGGGCAGGGGUUGGCAGUCUGGAAAAGUUUGUAGCACCAAGUGGUCCUGACAGAUGUGUCAUCAGUCCUUUGUAUUGUGCAGCUGGAUUUUCCCACAUGCCUUGUAUUAUAGUGUGCCCUUUACUUUUGCUGUACCCAUUACUUCUUAUCUCAACUCAAAGGUAGGACGUUAUGAUUUGUCUUUUUAUUUUUAAGUUCAGGUGCCCUGUUCACGGGUACACUAUAAGUACUUCGUUGUAUGGAAUCAUGUAUUGUAUUUUUAUCAAAUCUGUGAGUCUUUCCUUCUUAACAGGAAGAGGCAUUACUGGAUGUGUGUGUACUGUAUGUGUAGUAUCCAAAUGUACUUUUUUGUGUAGCAGCUGUUCCACAGAGCAGAAGUUGCAAAUCAUAAUUUAGUGUAACUCAUUCACACCUGAUAGCUCUGGAAUGUCUUCUCUCUGUAAGCUUUUAUACAUCAUUGGAUUCCUGAGCAUUUUCUGAAAACUCAAGUCAGAAAACAUGGAAUCAUUCUGCUAAAGUAACUUUCACAGUGUGCCAAAGCUGUAAAAAUAGCUCGUUGCAAGCUGCAUUUAAUUUACCAGAGCUGAAUGUGACUUUCAGAGAAUUUGCUUCCUGACAUUAAUACUGGAAAGGUUUUCAAACAACUGACAAACUCAAAACCAUAAGGCAAACAGAUAUAAAUAUGUGAACAGUAAAUGCUGUUAAAGAAGGUGCAAAGUGCAAACAGCAGUAUUGUUCAGCAAGUCUUCCUUACAGUAAUAUCCAGUGCCUUCACCGUCUUUACAUCAAUGAUGUAAUAUAUUGCAGUGCAAAAAAUAAAUAAUCCUGCAUUGUAUUGUUCUUCACAUUUUCACAAGCGAUUUUGAUCAAAUGAGAAGUGUUCAAUUUAGAUUUAGAAGUAUAGACAACACUUUUGUUCAUUCAGACUUUAAGUUAAACUCGGUGACAAGAAAUUCUUUUUUCUGAAUGAUUGUUUACUGAAAUAUUUAGAGAAAUAUGACAAGUUCACUCAGCUGUGAAAAUAUUCAUUUAAAUAUGAAAAUAUCCAUAACAAACAACAUAUAGUGGUUGAUAUCUCCACAGCAGUACAUCUUGGAUUAACGUCCUUUGUGUCAUUUUUGUUUCUUGAACCUUGUCCUUUCACAUGAAGCCAGCCCCAAGACGUACCUUUCUCAUAAGGAGCUAAGGAUGUUAAAUGAAAGUAUACAAAAAGGUGCUAUAGGUGUGAAUGAGUUAAAGGACAGCUCCACUGAAGUGUCGUUUUGUUUUCUCAUAACAAAAUGCUUUGUAUUCCAUUUGAUUCAACCACAAGGUUAUGUAUAGAGAAAGCAUAAUUUAAAGAAUAUCUUCUUUUUCAGUCUGUAUGUUGUGUUUGUAUUUGUACAAGGUUUGAGUUGUUUCUGAAAUAUGUUUAAUCAUUUCCAUCUGAUAUCUGCCACACCAUCUGCUACCUCACAUUGUCACUUUUAGGUCUUUGAGUAAUGGAGAGGAAGGAAGGGAAAGCUGUAUUUGACUUUAUAGCCUUAACAAACUUUAAUGUGUCACUGCUUUCAAUUUCACCAAAGGUUAAUAGGUAAAGAAUGUAUGGAAAUGCUUUGCUUUGUUUUCAAAUGUAAAUUGUCAGUAAAAGAUUAUUACUAAAACAGUUAAUGACAGGCAGUUUAACAAUACAGAAUAUGGUUUGAUUUUCAAUCUUACUACAGGCUGGCCUUCAGGAAGAUUGAGUGUUAUAUCCACGUUAAAAUUGUUGAUGUUUUCUACUUCCUGGGUAAAUAUCAAAAUUAUUUUUGAAGGAACAUAAUGACUGACUUCUCAACAUAGGGUUUAUUCCAUUGUCUUGGCAUCAUUAUGUAAUGCAGCUGUCAUGUUUUAACUGGUAUUUAUAUUUAAUGCAUUGGAUUUCCCAGUUUGGUGUUAGCUACACCAGUAAUGUAUUCCAGCUACAAACUUUCAGACAGAAUAGGAUCAGACAUUGCUUUCCAGACCAGACAGUGGUCACAUCUAAGUAAACUUGCCAUAUAGACCAGGCAGAGGUUGCAUUUAAAUAAUCAUGCCUUACUUGACCAGUCAUCAGUCACAUUUAAAUAACCUGUAAGCUAUAAACUAUAAUGACAGUUCCUGAAGCUUUUAUAAAUUCUUUAUUGUCUGAUUACUUUCUUAAUCCAUUUUAGGGUUGGGGGGUAGGGGUUGGAGCUGGAAUUUGGAACCAAGCCAUUCUCAGCACUCGCUGGUCAUAGAGCAGUGGAACCUACCAAGGGCAGUACACCAGCAUUUAUGUCAUCAUUCAUUUAUACCUGGUAUGCACAGCUAUGGGCAGUUCAGAGGAAAUUCAGUUCACCUAAACCACAUCUUUGGGAUGUAAGAGAAAACCAGAUCACACUCAAAAGCCAAAGCAGACACAGAGAGGAAGUGUUGACUCUCCACAGAGUUCUGGCAAGGAAUCAUUGAAUAUGUUCAAGUCAUUUCAGGCGCCUUCUUUGAAGAUUACAUAAUGCAGCAUUAUUUAGUAAUGGGUUAGAGAAGUGAGUUGAUUUCCUUGUUUGUGGAAUAUGCUUUUCUGACUUUGAUAAAUAUGUAGUGGCAGAGUUUAAUUUAGUGUCUACUAUUGCCACUAGGCCUUCAAUGAUGGUAUCAGUCUUUUUUGUAAUUUGACCGUUUGUUUCAUAAUUAUCUUGUAUCCUUUCUGCCAAGUCAUAUGAUGCUAUAUUUACUGACAUUAAAGGUGAGGUCAUUACUACUCUA